This is a messenger RNA of Suillus subalutaceus, 2111 nucleotides long. Its product is annotated as DUF185-domain-containing protein. Lineage: Eukaryota; Fungi; Basidiomycota; Agaricomycetes; Boletales; Suillaceae. The coding region runs from base 91 to 1701 and encodes 536 amino acids. The record is from RefSeq and is a predicted model, not a curated record. Gene Ontology annotation, cellular component: mitochondrion. Gene Ontology annotation, molecular function: protein-arginine omega-N symmetric methyltransferase activity. The transcript is spliced from 2 exons.
GGAAAUUUGGAUCGUGUUUCUGUUGAAGCUUGAAGGUGACUACAUAUAGCACCAGCUGUACUUGUAACUUUCACCAGUUUCGACUGGCCAAUGCUUCGCAGCGCACUUUCAUGUAAUCACCGAUGUUGUCCAAGACAAAUUCACCUCAAGGUCUAUUUCUCUUCGACGGCGCGGACAGCGAACGACAAGCCGCCUCCGAAACACAAUGACAAAAUCAACUAUAAUGCGGAUAUCUCUUUCUCCAACACUGUCGACUCGAAACACCUCAAGUAUCCGAUGCUUUCGUCGCGUGACCUCGAGUCUCAUCGUAAACCACCAACCAGAGUGCGGAUGCUAGUCCGAGAUUUCAUAGAGGAUUCAUUGUACAAUCCGCACUAUGGCUAUUUCAGCAAGCGCGCCACGAUCUUCACUGCACCUCCGCACUGCGGCGGCGUUGAGGGAGGCUUUGAUUUCAACAAGUAUAGAGACAGUGCCGAGUUCGAAGUCGACGUUGCAAAGAGGUACAGGGAGUUUGGCAAUGGAGAAGAGGACGGUCCUGGCAGGCAACUAUGGCACACUCCGACAGAAUUGUUUAAGCCAUGGUAUGGGCAGGCGAUAGCUCAGUGCCUGGUGUCUGAGUACUUGCUCAAAUACUUCCCUUACGAAGACUUCAAGGUCUACGAGCUGGGAGCCGGAAAUGGCACGCUGGCACUGAAUGUUCUGGAUUUUGUGAAAACACACUACCCAGAGGUAUAUGACCGCACACAGUAUACAAUCAUUGAGAUCAGCGAGAAGUUAGCACGGGCGCAGCGACACCGUCUACAUCAACAGGGUCAUGGUCGGGUCGUGGACGUGGUGAACCGGAGCGUUUUUCGGUGGGAACGCACGGAACACGCGCCAUGUUAUGUGGUAGCAGCGGAGGUGGUUGACAAUUUUGCACACGACGUGGUGCGGUAUGAUCUGAAGACCCUGGAGGCAUAUCAGGGGGUCGUAGCCGUGGACGAAGUUGGCGAGUUCGUACCAUUUUACACGAAAAUCAGUGAUCCGCUCAUCGCUUCCUAUCUCGCGCUGCGUCGGCGGCUGUCACUUCCUGUCCCGCUACCACGCUUCCUCCGUUCGCCAUCUUUGCGGAGAUUGUACGCAUCUAUGCCAUUCGCACCGAACCUUUCACCCCCAGAUUACAUCCCGACGAGGCUGUUGAGCCUACUGAAGAUACUACGUACACACUUUCCUCGUCACCGGCUUUUAUUAACGGACUUUUCGUCGCUACCGGAUGCGGUGCCAGGUUUAAACGCCCCUGUGGUGCAAACCCGUGUUGGCUCAACGAUGAUCCCUUGUGGGAGUAUCUUCGUACAACAAGGCUGGUUCGACAUUAUGUUCCCGACGGACUUUACUGCUCUUCGCGAGAUGUACGAGUUCUUGUUGUCGCAGGCGGGGCCUGACGCGGAUGAACAGGACGAACUCUCGUAUGCAAGAGUGUCGCCAUUGGCAUCGAGCACGUCCCCGCUUUCGCUUGGAGCCGGUUUCUUCUCAUCCCGUGCUCGCCGCUCACCCCUGGAUGGCGUGACAUCUGCGAGUGGGCUUCCCGUUGGUGAGCGAAAGAGCAGCGUGUUCAGUCAUGCGGAAUAUUUGGAGACAUAUGCGGACCUUGGGAAGACAAGACUGGUGAAUGGGGAGAAUCCGAUGGUUGGAUUUUAUGAAAAUGUGAAGGUGUUAUUUUGAUGUGCGUUUUUGAUGAAUUUUGCUUCAGAGUGUCUUCCGUUGUACAUGAUUAAGAAGAUCAUCCAAUUGGGCGAUUUUCGUUGGGCCACGACUAAUAUGCGCCUAUCUGAUGGGAGACCCGUCUUAGGGUCUACGUACAAAUGAUGCAAUAUCAGUGGCAAUCACAACAUCAUCGACGGCCAUCUAUCGAUCACUGAUCUCUCCCUUUAUGGAACUUGCUGAGUUGAUAGUGUUGCGAGUGCACGGCAAGCACUCUGAUCUGCUCUGGACAGACGAUAGGUCGAUGCUUGAUUGCGAUAGCGCGCUGAUCGAACUAUUGAUGUGACUAUGCUAGCGCAAGAGCAAUCCAGUUCGCGAUGGCAUCGAUAUCGCAAAAUAUUUUCUCAAGCAAAAUUACCACAUGAGAUAAG